This is a messenger RNA of Gopherus flavomarginatus (Mexican gopher tortoise), 1098 nucleotides long. RefSeq names its product solute carrier family 10 member 2 (gene SLC10A2). Gene Ontology annotation, molecular function: bile acid:sodium symporter activity. Gene Ontology annotation, biological process: bile acid and bile salt transport. NCBI's taxonomy places the organism in Eukaryota, Metazoa, Chordata, Testudines, Testudinidae. Gene Ontology annotation, cellular component: apical plasma membrane. The transcript is spliced from 6 exons. The record is from RefSeq and is a predicted model, not a curated record. The coding region runs from base 1 to 1098 and encodes 365 amino acids.
AUGACGACAGCAAACUCAACCACAAAUAUUUCAUACUGUUCUGCAAAUGCCACCAUUUGCAAUGGCAAUUCGUGUGUUACACCUGAUGACAAUUUUAACCAAAUUUUGAAUGUAGUUUUAAGUACUGUCCUAACAAUCUUGUUGGCAUUGGUGAUGUUCUCCAUGGGCUGCAAUGUGGACAUACACAAAUUCUGGGGACACAUAAAAAGGCCAUGGGGCAUAUUUGUGGGCUUCCUCUGUCAGUUUGGAAUUAUGCCUUUGACAGGAUUUGUGCUGUCACUCAUCUUUAAUGUGCUUCCUGCUCAAGCUGUUGCUGUGCUGAUCAUGGGAUGCUGUCCAGGUGGAACAUCUUCCAACAUUCUAGCAUAUUGGAUAGAUGGGGACAUGGAUCUAAGUAUCAGUAUGACAACAUGUUCAACAUUGCUUGCACUGGGGAUGAUGCCACUUUGUCUUUUUGUCUAUACCAAAAUGUGGACAGACACUGAGUCCAUCGUAAUCCCCUAUGACAGUAUAGGUAUUUCACUAGUAGCCCUUGUAAUUCCUGUUUCAGUUGGAAUAUUUGUUAAUCACAAAUGGCCCCAGAAAGCUAAAAUUAUACUUAAGGCAGGUUCCAUUACUGGACUAGUUCUCAUAUUGAUUGUUGCCGUAGUUGGAGGAAUAUUGUACAAGGGAUCCUGGAUUAUCAGCCCUCAACUGUGGAUCGUUGGAACCAUAUUUCCAGCUGCUGGCUACUCUUUAGGUUUUCUUCUGGCUCGCAUCGCUGGUCAGUCUUGGCAAAGAUGUCGUACAGUAGCUCUAGAAACAGGUAUGCAGAACACUCAACUGUGUACAACUAUAGUCCAGCUCUCCUUCACCUCUGAACAGCUUGCACUGAUGUUUACUUUUCCACUCAUCUACAGUAUUUUCCAGAUAGUGUUUGCUUUAAUAUUUGUAGGAGUCUAUUACUUGCACAAAAGAUUCUGUAGCACACCAAAGACAGACUUCACAGAACCAACAAGUGAAAUUGAAUCGACACCAGAAACUUAUACCCAGAUGAAUGGAGGAUUUACAUCAAAUGAAAAAAGUACAAGAAACAUGAACGACGCUAUCAUCUCCUGA